AUGGAGAUGCACGCCUCGGAGCCGCCAUCGACUGCGUCAUCGAACCCUCACCAGGCUUCGAAGCCUCAGCCAUCGAAGGGCCACCCCUCAAGUCAGACCGUGACGGUCUACGCUCCAGGCCAGCCUGCUCGGGUCUACAGUGCCUCGGCUGGUCCUACUUCGCAGCCUAUGUCCGGGAAGGAGUCGGGGAGCCACUCGUCUCGAGCUGUGAAGCCUCAACCUCAGCCUCCGUCUCAAAGUUGGGCGGACAUGUGCUUCCGGGCCUGUCCGAUGUGCGAGGAGGAGCAUUCGUUGGACAGGUGCUCCAAGUUCAAAGCUCUGUCUCCUACCGAGAGGAGAUCAUUCGUCGUUCUCAAACAUCGAUGCUUCAACUGCCUGGGGAAGCAUAAUAGGGAGAGUUGCCGGAGCCUCAACAAGACCUGCGUUGUGUGUCGGCAGAAUCACCACUCGAUGAUUCACAUCAAUCGUCCUCAGCCAACACCUCAAGGAUCCUCCCAGUCUCGUGACAGCCAGCAGGCUGUUAAGACAAUGCAGAAGCCUCAGCCCGGCCCAUCCAUACAGUCCACUGCCUCUAGGCCUGACAUGUCUCCACAGUGA
Messenger RNA from Diachasmimorpha longicaudata, 597 nucleotides. RefSeq lists its product as uncharacterized. The coding region runs from base 1 to 597 and encodes 198 amino acids. Lineage: Eukaryota; Metazoa; Arthropoda; Insecta; Hymenoptera; Braconidae. The record is from RefSeq and is a predicted model, not a curated record. The transcript has a single exon.